GGAACUGAAUAGCAACAAAAGGCGUUCCGCCGGGAUUUCAUUUCAGUACACGAGUGUUGUCGGCUUGAGACCAAUACCACGCCGAUAUACCAUCUUUCAAAUUGACCCUUUACAGCUCAUGGGAACUAAAGGGAGCUCGUGUCUAAGCGAUCAUUUUUGAAAACCAUCCGGAAAUUAAACGUUUUGUUCUAGAAUUUUAAGUGUCUUUUGGGAUAUAUGUAAAGAAUUGUUGAAGACUUUGGUAGAUUAUCAAUACUUCAAGUGUUUUCAUAUUUUUCACACUUCCGGACGUCUUUAUUACAAUUUUCCAUUUCCGUGCUACGUUGAUUGAAAAUUUUCUACAUGGAAUACCUAUGAGAUACGAAAAGAGAAACAAUAAACGCAGGAACAUAGAUACAUAAUUGAUAUAUAUGGAGAACGAUCAGUGACACUAUUGCAAGUGAUAGUUAUAAAAAAUACUCUCCGAUGAAGGAGGAAAUCUCGUCACAACUUGGCACUAUAAGAAACUGGAUGCAACCGACGAUGGUUGAACAGAGCGCAGGAAGUGUUGGAGUAGGAAUAACCCGUGCGCACUUUGAAAAGCAACCGCCUAGUAAUUUACGGAAAAGUAACUUCUUCCACUUUGUUCUCGCCUUAUACGACAGACAAGGGCAACCUAUAGAAAUUGAAAGAACGGCAUUCAUAGACUUCGUCGAAAAAGAAACGGAAUCCGACAGUCAAAAAACAAACAAUGGAAUUCAUUACAGAUUACAACUUCUGUACGCAAACGGUGUUCGGCAGGAACAAGAUUUAUAUAUACGUCUCAUCGAUUCCGUCACAAAAACAGCUAUUAUUUAUGAAGGCCAGGACAAGAAUCCUGAGAUGUGCCGGGUGCUUCUCACACAUGAAGUCAUGUGCAGUCGAUGUUGUGAUAAGAAGAGCUGUGGUAACAGAAACGAGACCCCCUCAGAUCCAGUCAUCAUUGACAGAUUUUUCCUCAAAUUCUUCAUGAAAUGUAAUCAAAAUUGUCUGAAAAAUGCAGGGAAUCCAAGGGACAUGAGACGAUUUCAGGUCUCGGUUACAACCACGGUAUCAGUAGAUGGACCAUUAUUAUCGGUUUCCGACAACAUGUUUGUACAUAAUAAUUCUAAACAUGGUCGGCGGGCACGGCGGCUUGAUCCAACUGAAGGAGAUUACUUGGCCGAUCCAUAUUUAGGGACCCAUGGAAAGUACCUCAGGGGACAGUUUUCUUUUUCUACACCCUGUAUAAAGGCGAUAUGUCCAAGUGAGGGCUGGACCACAGGUGGUACCACAGUCAUCAUUAUUGGUGAUAACUUCUUCGAUGGUCUGCAAAUAGUUUUUGGAACUAUGCUUGUCUGGAGUGAGUUAUUGACCUCACAUGCUAUAAAAGUACAGACCCCACCUCGACAUAUACCUGGUGUUGUUGAAGUCACGCUCUCAUAUAAAUCAAAACAGUUUUGUAAAGGUGCACCUGGAAGAUUUGUAUAUACAUCUCUAACAGAACCAACAAUAGAUUAUGGGUUUCAGAGAUUAAUGAAACUUAUACCACGCCAUCCAGGAGACCCAGAAAGAUUACCUAAGGAAAUAAUAUUAAAAAGGGCAGCUGACCUUGCAGAAGCCCUAUACAGCAUGAGAAACCCUAACCAGUUAUCUUUACCAGCACCCAGAUCACCACCAAUGAACAAUACGCCUACAAUGUCCGGAUUUAAUACAUACUCUGGUCAACUGGCAGUCAGUGUGCAAGAAAAUGGCCAAUGGGAAGACGGGUAUAACAGAGGUCAAAGCUCGAGUGUUUCCCCACGAGGGUAUGGUUCAACUGGCUCAACACCUCACAGCAACGGAAGUGCUUAUAGCUCUACCAUGAACGGCUACCACAGUAGCGCUGGUGGCCUAGGAAAUAUGGCUUCAAAUUCAAAACAGAAAAGUGCUUUCGCACCUGUCCGCGCAGCAAUGACUGGUGGUGACAUGGGGUUUGGACCUUCCACUGGGGGCUUUGGAAUGACAGGAUUGCAAGCUGGUUGGGCCCAUACUUUUUACAAUGAAUGAGCGGUUUAGUGGGCUCACCUUUUUCUGCUAUGAAUCCAUUUGCUCUUCAACCAUGUAAUGCUCCACAACCUUAUGGCAGCUCCAUAGUGUCUCCGGCAAAAUAAAACCUGGCACAUGAAUAUAAACAAGGGUAUAGCUUCUAAUGACACGAGCUGGUCUGUAGGAAGAGCAGAAGCACGACAGACACUUAAAAAAGUGAUUGUACCGUUUCAUUAGCUCAAUAACAUUGCUGGAACACUUCCUAAAAGGCAUUCCUUUGAAUUCAAAGAUACCUGAAACUUGACAUGAAAGAAACAUGAGUUGUGAUCCAAAGUGUUUGGAUUGGAAGAUGCGGAGAUAAAGAUAAACAAUGUGUUAUAUAAGAAUAAGAGUGUGAAUGACAGUUUACUUUUAUUGACUACGAACAUGGAAGUUUCAUGUUCAAGGCUAUAGUGCUUGCCAACAGUUGUGUUUUAUUUAUUAAAUUAAUGUUUGUUGAAGUAGUUUAGCGGAGACAUUUAAAAUCCGUCAUUUGAAGGUGACUCGAAAUACAUAUGGAGGCGACUGCGUUAUUUAGAAACAAUUUAAAGAACCUUUAACGACAUUCUUCGGGGAAACACAGAAUGACGCACAGGCGUAACAAUGGCGGUCAGCUCGUUCUGCACGGAAAAAACGUUGAACAAUUAUGACUGUGAAUAAUUGCAUAAAGUAGAUGCACGUGUUUCAUAUUCCGAUACAGGGUAGUAUAUUGUGAACACUGUAUGAACUGUUCUACUUUCAUGUCUGAUAAUACUGUGUUUAUAAAUGUACUCUCUAGAACAAUGGCCAUGCCUAGUCUAACAAAUGUAAUGUGUAUGGUAAGGAUUUAUGUAGUUAGCCUGUCCGAAGAUAAAAUAUAUGCUUAAAGAGCAAACCAGACACCAUGUUUCAUUUGAAGCAAAACGUUUCCCCGGUCCUCUUAUAUCAGUUAUAAACAUAAAUCACAUUUAAUCUGUUCUCACUACACUGAUGAUAAUAAAAGGCCCAGACAGUCAAAUCUGCCCCAGUCUGCUAAAAUGUGCACUUCCCAACAAAACGACAAAAAUUCACUCCCGGAUUAAAAAAAUUCACAUGAUUUCGAAAUACAGUAUAUCAAAUAAUGUUUUCGCACAAACACAUUGUACCUUAAAAAUGCGGAAAACGUUCUUGAGGGAAUAACAUGUACGUUGCGUUUAGUAUAGAAGAUUUAUGCUAUUCAGGUAGAUUCUUCUCCAAACAACAGCAGUCUGAAACAAGGACACACAUUAGUACAUUCAUUAAAUACUCAUUCUAGUCAGACUUUGAAGUGCCAAAUAUAUAAACGCGAAAAUCACGCCCAUUUUUAUUUGUUUUAUAAAACGUUAAUUUAUUGUUGAUAUUAUUAUAUAGAUAAAUGUAGUUUUUUUCUUAAACAAUAUUGUGUAGAAUAUCCAUAGAUUCCAGUCAUUAUGAUUAAAUUUAAUGUUUAAAUGUUGUCCAGUAUAUAUACGUACGUUACUUUAUGGGUCACAUCACACUCGAAAGCUGGCCUUCUCUAUUCAAUUUUUUCCAAGGUCACAGUUCAAUUCUAAACCUUUUCUUCACAAACAAAUAUCAGUACCAUGUAUAAAGCAGAAGAAAAUUGCAUGGAAAAAAUAUAUCUAGUCAAUCAGUCACGCUGCAAGGCAUGUCUUAGAUUGUAGUUGUGUAUGUUAUAAAGUCUAUAUGAUAUAUUCUGGUCUUACACCAGAAUUGCUAUGUAACUUUAGCGAAAUAAGAAAUCGUCAAAGAUGAGAAAUGUUCAGCCCGCCUAUUUGAAUGUUUUUGAUUAGGUAAACUAGAGCCGUUGUAACAGGUCCUGAUGAAAUGUAACCCGAUCUUGCAUAGUUUGUUAAAAUCAAAACACGGUGUAUAAACGCGUGUAGAAAUUCUAUUUUCACCGUCCAAAUAUAUAAGCAGAAUCAGUUUAGUCUUUAUACGAUAAAAAAUAUCUGCUUGCUUACUUUAAAGUUGAUUGAAUUUUGGUAUAGUUUUAAGCGCAUUAAAUACUUCAAAUUAAAGUUGACAUGUUAUGUAUAUAUACUAAGUUUCAGUUAUGGACAAUAUACUCUAUGUUAUGUUUUGCUUAAUAUUUUAUAAUUUAAAAGAAUCCUUUUCUAAUUAGAAAACUUAAUUUUUUGUGAAAGUCAUUUCUGAGACAGAUUCCUGGAAUAACAGUGUUUAACUUUAAAUUUUGGUGAUUUUUUUUUUAUUUAUACCCGAAAUUCUUUGUUUUAAAUCAUUGCUAUUCAACUGAACUGGUUUCGUUUCGUUAAUUGUUUUAUAUAUAUAUCAGAAUAACACUAGACAAAUGUUGACAAAAUCUAUAUUUGUCAAAAACACAUUUUUACAAUAUAUAGAAAAGAAAAGAAAGACUUAAAAACAGUGCAUUUAAAUUAUACAUGGAUAUUUGGCUUUCCCUCCUCAAUAAUUCCCCAAAGAACAUUGAAAUAUAAUUUUCUCAUGAAAUGUUGUAGAAAGUGCAAAUGUUGCUAAGAGAUCUGACAUAUUGAUAUAUCUUAUCUGUUUAUAUUAUUUUAUAAAUUUGUUCUUGAUGAAAAUAAAAUGAGAUUAUUGAUUAAACUACUUCAUGUUCA
Mercenaria mercenaria is the source of this 4658-nucleotide messenger RNA. RefSeq names its product transcription factor COE3-like. NCBI's taxonomy places the organism in Eukaryota, Metazoa, Mollusca, Bivalvia, Venerida, Veneridae. The transcript has 16 exons. Gene Ontology annotation, biological process: regulation of transcription by RNA polymerase II. The record is from RefSeq and is a predicted model, not a curated record. The coding region runs from base 466 to 2046 and encodes 526 amino acids. Gene Ontology annotation, molecular function: RNA polymerase II cis-regulatory region sequence-specific DNA binding; DNA-binding transcription factor activity, RNA polymerase II-specific.